Molecule: messenger RNA, 2867 nt
Organism: Xyrichtys novacula (pearly razorfish)
Lineage: Eukaryota; Metazoa; Chordata; Actinopteri; Labriformes; Labridae
Source: the annotation of a GenBank genome assembly
CUCUUAGCGCCAGCAGCUGCUUCAGAGAAAGGGAAGAUGGCGGACGGGGUAAACGUUGGAGUGAAUCUGGACGCUUUUUCUCACGCCAUCAGCGGCAUUCAGGCGCUGCGCUCCAGCGUGAGCAGAGUGUUCGAGUUCCUAAAGGAUGGCAUGAAGAACCGGGAGACUCUUGAAGGCCGAGAAAAGCAGUUUAUAGCCGAGUUCCAUGACAACCUCCAGGCUGUAAACAGAGACCUGAAGUGAGUGCUCCUCCACAGACACACUAAAAAGAAUCAGACCUCUAAACCCAGUCUGCUUCUUCUAGACUGUGUGAAUAGACAUGCAUCUGACCUUAUCUGUGCCCCCUGUCUGUCUGUCUUUCUGUAUGUCAGUGAGCUGGAGCGGCUUAGUGGUCUGGUCGGUCGCCCUUCAGAGUCGCUCCCUCUCCAUAACAGCGGCCUCCUCAGCCUGGAUCCAGUGCAGGACAAAACCCCUUUAUACUCACAGCUGCUGCAAGCCUACAAGUGGUCCAACAAGGUAAACAGAAGCUUAUAUUCUGUCAGGCGAACAUACUAACAUACAAACAGAAAUUAGGGACUUUAUUGCGUUAAAACAGAGUCCUCCUCUCCAAUCCAGUUCAGAGGUUUGAAGAAGCCCCUCUGUGCUCAAACACUCAUCUUCCCUCUUUGGUCUGAAGUGAUCUUACGCUGAUGAACCAGCUGAGCCUCUUUCAUCAGCACACCAUCAACAGAUGACUUUAUUUCGUUUCAUCAAAGUAGAUGAAAUGAAAAAUGUACACCGCUUGAAUCUUACAUAUGGUGGUUACUAUGACAACAACCCCCCCCCCCCAUCAGGACCCACUUACUUACCUCUCACUUAACACACAUGGCUGAUCCACAACACACACAUGACCUCACACAGGCAGAAGAAGAAGAAGAUGGUUGAAAUGAUAAUAGACAUGAUAGGUCUGAGUAUGAUGUGUUUUUUUGUGUGUUUCUGUGUGUAGUUGCAGUACCAUGCAGGUUUGGCCUCCAGUUUGUUGAAUCAACAGUCACUUAAACGAUCGGCCAAUCAGAUGGGGGCCUCAGCCAAGAGACGACCCAAAGUCCAACCCAGUACUUUGGUACUUCCCCCUCAGUGAGUACAUCAAUAUUGAAUGUUACUGGGAGACUGCAGAAAAAUGUACCUAGAAGAGCAUCUUACAGAUCAUUAGAUGAAUUUGCAACAGCUUAGUAACAUAACUGAGGCUGAGUCUCUCAGAGUUAAAGCUGGGAAGAGGGUCGACACUUUGUGAGAGACUGUGUGAGCAGGCAGUUCAACUAUUUGAUUGUAAUUCUCAAAAAAUGCAAUUUUAUCAUUUACAAUGCAAAUUGUCAUGAAAAGAUUUAGAAGACCUGAAAAUGGCAUAAAAUGAAAAACACAAAAAUAUCCUGUGAAACAGUCAGUCAGUCACCUGUCUAGACUCCAGCCCAAUAAAGAAGGACUGAAGCAAAGUGGAAGCCUCUUCCAGAAACCACCUGAUUUGCCCAGCUUGGCACCUACUUAUAAAAUAAAAAAUACAACAAAGGGAACAAUUUAGAAGAAUUCAGUUUUGAUGUUUGAUGUGUUCUGUUGAUGCUUAACUUUAUUAACUAUCAUCAUACCUUAUACUGCAGUAAAUAAACCAUAUAUAUGACUAAGGUACAGCUGUAGUACUUACUGAUACAUGACAUGUAAUAUUUUGUCUGUGACAGGUAUGUGGAUGAUGUCAUCUCUCGGAUCGGUAGGAUGUUUCCAGAUAUGACCAUCGAGCUCUUUAGACCCAAUGGGACAUCUGCUGUCUUGCUGGUAAUGAAACACACACUCAUAACACUGCACAGGUGUGUACAGACCAGAUUACAGGUGUAGUUAAAUCAGGUAGAAGUUCAGACCAAACAGCAAGUUCCUGGCAACAGGCAGUUUAACAGGAUGUAUACAGACCAGUUCACAGGUUUACUCAGAAAAAGUAACAUAUUUGUACACCAGAUACCAGGUGUAUUCAGAGCAGCUACUCAAUGUGUCUGUCUCACCUGUCCCCCACUCAGGUGACCCUCGGGAAGGUGUUGAAAGCAAUCGUGGUGAUGCGCUCACUGUUUAUCGACAGAACCGUGGUCCGAGGGUACAACGAGAAUGUUUAUAAUGAGGAUGGAAAGGUGAGAGGUCAAACAUACCAGACAGAUAACUUUUGAUACCUGUCUGUUUGUCUCCAUGGUAACCUGUUGGUCCAUCUUCCUCCUUAGCUGGACAUCUGGACGAAGUCUCAGUACCAGGUGUUUCAAAAGGUAAGACCCAGUGAUGUUACCUGGACUCUUAGAUGCUCUUAAAUAGCUGGAUCUUCAGUGAUCUUAUUGCUUGUUAUGUUGCUAGGUAACGGACCAUGCCACUACAGCUUUACUACACUACCAGCUGCCACAGAUGCCAGAUGUUGUGGUACGAUCUUUUAUGGUGAGGCUCCGAUAGACAUGUUUGUGUUAUCUGUCCUUAAUCUGUCUGUCUCUCCGCAAACCUGGUUAUAGGUCCAAACUAAAUACUAACCAGUGUAUCUUACUGUCUGUCUCUCUGCAGACCUGGUUAUAGGUCCAGACUAAACGCUAACCUGUGUAUCUUACUGUCUGUCUCUCUGCAGACCUGGUUGCGGAGCUACAUUAAACUCUUCCAGUCGUCCUGUCAGCGUUGUGGUCAUUUUUUGCAAGAUGGACUUCCUCCAACAUGGAGGGAUUUUAGGACCCUGGAGGCGUUUCAUGACACUUGCCGUAUGUAAAAAAACAAACAAACAAACUUUGUUUCUUAGUUUAUAUAUGUUCAGUUUUUGUUAUUCUGUUUGUAUUUUUGUACAGAAGUUAAAUAAAUUGGAUUUAAUUUUCUUACAG